AUGACAAUCUCGAGCUCUUCCCUUGAAAAUCUCCCAGAAGAGCUUCUUGCUCAAAUACUCGAUCACAGUACCCUGGAAGAGUACGAAUAUGUCGCUCGUAAUGACAGAUAUCGGGUCAGACGUGACUACGGUGACCUCAGGUCAUUGUCUCUUGUAUCUCGGCGUUUUCACCGAUUGAUAACGCCUUACUUGUUCGAAGGAAUCGCCUUGCACGAUGGCAAUCCGUAUGGAUCCAGGAAGAGGUACAGCAUUGUACCCCCCAUGCCGCCGGGCGCUAGCUUUGCACAAGAAAUAAUCUUCGAUGAUGAUGCGGAAACAACAGAUGAAGACUAUCGAGUCGCCAAUGACUUAAUAUCAUGGCUGGGACAAACUCGAUCUCUCCGGCUCUAUGGUGGAUUCCCCGCCGAGGGAGGGUACACCGGGCGCCGGGCAGAUACCCUGAAAUUGAUCUCCAUUGCGAACCGGAGUAUGACCAACCUAAAGGAACUUUUGCUUUAUAUGGAAAAUGAUACCACCGAGGGCUUGUCUCUUGCAGAAGCGAUGGCAUACAUCAACUUUCCUUCACUGGAGAUCCUAACCAUGAUCGGUAAUGGGCAUUCCAAAAAUUGGCCCGCCCCUCAAAUGCUCAACUCAAAGAAACCUCACACAGCACCAUUCACCUCCUUGACAAUGACUUAUUGCCAAGACAGCGUCGAGGCAAUCGAGAAAUUUGUCUCCUGGCCCCAGAAUCUUAUCGAUUUCACCAUCAACACCUCAAGGAAUGAAGAGGUCACCCAUCUGAGUCUAAUGGACGCACAAGGCUGGCUAUUAAACUACAAAGAGACUCUGAAAUAUGUCUACAUCGAUGUACUCGGCCACAAUCAAGGAAUCCAAGACUUCGACGCCUCAGUCUUUCCCCGGCUGGAAAGUCUCACCCUUUCCCGCACCCAACUCAACGACGACGUUGACGAUGGUGUACCAAACGAUCUACGCUGGGAAGCUUCCCAUCCCGACCGCUUAUUACCACCAAAGAUCAAGACAUUUGGCAUGUCGUUUGGAAUCCUGGGAUGCUGUCUGAUCAAUAAUUUCGGCGACAAGGAGGUCAACUGGCUUCGGCAGCUCGGCCAGGCCGCAGCGAGUCGACAAUCCUCACUAGAGACGAUUGACAUCCUGUUCGAACCGUGGUGUGCGUACCCGCACAAAUACGGCAACUACCCACAAGAUGACGGAUACCCAUGGGAUCGAAUGAGUGAUUUGGCUGAUGAGCUGGCCGAAUGCGGAAUCUACCUGACGUAUACCCCUUCUCCAUGGCCGAAGGAAGAAUGGGAGGCGACGAUGGCCCACUGGCGAAAUGCAAGUGCAGCAGACUGGUGGACUCACCAGAUCGCCCACGAAGGACCGUAG
Messenger RNA from Penicillium manginii, 1383 nucleotides. RefSeq names its product F-box protein. The transcript has 4 exons. NCBI's taxonomy places the organism in Eukaryota, Fungi, Ascomycota, Eurotiomycetes, Eurotiales, Aspergillaceae. The coding region runs from base 1 to 1383 and encodes 460 amino acids. The record is from RefSeq and is a predicted model, not a curated record.